Messenger RNA from Helianthus annuus (common sunflower), 1466 nucleotides. Its product is annotated as mitogen-activated protein kinase kinase kinase 18. Gene Ontology annotation, biological process: protein phosphorylation. Lineage: Eukaryota; Viridiplantae; Streptophyta; Magnoliopsida; Asterales; Asteraceae. Bases 117 to 1451 code for a protein of 444 amino acids. The record is from RefSeq and is a predicted model, not a curated record. The transcript has a single exon. Gene Ontology annotation, molecular function: ATP binding; protein kinase activity.
GAUCAAGAUAAAUCCAGUACAUAUCAUUGCCGCUUGCUUACGUCAUCCUUUCAUCACUUAUAUAUAUAUAUACAAACACACCCCACCCUACCCACAGAACUUAUAUCCCAACAAAUAUGAGAACAAUUGGUCACACUGGUGGUGAUACACCCAACUGGGUUCGCCGGAGUUGCAUCGGAAAAGGGUCAUUUGGGGUGGUCCAUCUCGCCGUUAAUGAAUCCGAUGAUAGUUUUACAUUCGCUGUCAAAUCCGUGGAGCAGAACUCCACGGAGUUUGUUCGGUGUUUGGAGAACGAGAUUGGGAUUUUGAAAUCGUUGUCGUCGCCGUACGUUGUUCAGUACAUUGGCGACGACACGACGUGUGAGUCGUCAUCGGUGUACCGGAACUUACACAUGGAGUACUUGCCAAAUGGUACUCUGGCUGACGUGGCAAAAGUUAACCGAACAGAAGAACAAAGUGAGAUUUGCAUAGGAUGUUACAAUGAAAAUAUUAGGAGUUACACACGGUGUUUAACGUCCGCAUUGAACUACAUUCAUGCCCGAAACGUUGUCCACUGUGACGUGAAAGGGGCGAAUGUGCUGAUCGGAGACACCCCCGAUACAGCAAAGCUUGCUGACUUCGGGUCAGCGAUCAAAUUCGGUGUCCCGUUCCCAGGAACACGUGGGACGCCGCAGUGGAUGGCCCCAGAGGUCAUCCGAGGCGAGUAUGUCGGACCAGAGUCUGACGUCUGGUCGCUAGGUUGUACGGUGAUCGAGAUGCUCACCGGAAAGCCCCCGUGGCCAGACCGGGGAGCCGACACACUCCGUCAAAUCGGCUACUCCGACGAUAUACCCGAGUUUCCAACUCGGGUACCCGACGAUUUACAUGAUUUUUUAAACAAGUGUAUCAAACGAAAGCCGAGUGAGAGAUGGAGCUGCGAUCAGCUGCUACGACAUCCAUUUCUGCUACCGUGUUCUUCUCAUUCACCGCCGCAGAUCACAAUCAAUGACUGUAAAUUAUCACCCAGAUGCGUGUUUGACUUUCCAGAUUCAAAUUCUUCAAACGAAUCAACGGUCGAGAAUUACCAACCCCACAUUAACACAUCAACCGCGAAACGGAGGAUUGGUAAAUUAGCUUCAAACACAAGGGUAAAUUGGGAAUCGGAAGGUUGGGAGACGGUGAGGCACGUGACAGAGGAAUUGACUGAAACGACGUCGGAAUGUUGGGAAGAUGCAGAAUCCGGUGCAAGUUAUGAUUACGAUGUUGAAAGUACAAGUUGCAAUGCACGGGGUACAAUGGUCGGUGGGGUGUAUAUAGAGAGUGUAAAUAGAUAUAGGUGUAACAUAUUUGUUUGGUUAGAAAAAAUGUUUUCAAUAUUUGUUUUGAUUAAUUCGAAUGUUAUCCGACACAUUCAGUACACGCAAUGGGUUAACUUCAAAUCCAAGUUUUUGGAGAUUUUUGGCAACAUCUAAAUAGUUAAGUUUUGA